Molecule: messenger RNA, 5479 nt
Organism: Ictalurus furcatus (blue catfish)
Lineage: Eukaryota; Metazoa; Chordata; Actinopteri; Siluriformes; Ictaluridae
Gene: polg
Product: polymerase (DNA directed), gamma
Exons: 22
Coding region: 954-4538 (1194 amino acids)
Biological process (GO): mitochondrial DNA replication
Cellular component (GO): gamma DNA polymerase complex; mitochondrion
Molecular function (GO): DNA binding; DNA-directed DNA polymerase activity; 3'-5' exonuclease activity
Source: RefSeq, a predicted model, not a curated record
AUUGUGCAUUUUCAGGAUUAAGACUACACAAACGAAGCUUUUUCAUCUUCUCAAAAAUAAGUGUUUAAUGCUCUGACACUAGAUAUGCGCAAUUUUAUAUUUGUUUAAGUUUACUUUAGGGAAUGACUUCUAAAUAUGUUUAUGGGAGGACAGAAUUUUAAAAUAAAGAGGGGGAAAAAAAGCGACCCCGGCAGGACUCGAACCUGCAAUCUUCUGAUCCGAAGUCAGACGCCUUAUCCAUUAGGCCACGAGGCCUGCAGAGUGAUCUCGAAAGCUUCCUUAUUAGUUAUGUCAACGUCAUGUCAUGUCAAGACGAGUAAGAUAGAAAUAUGUUAAUUUUAUGGUUAAUAAAGUAUAAACACAAUAAACACUUAUAUAUGCAUUAUUUACGUUUUGAGGGUUUGCAAUUAUUAUUAUUAUUGUUAUUAUUUAACAAAAAUGUCUCAGGAUAGCUACCACUCUUAGCCACCUAGUGUCGCUGUGUAGAAAAAUGAGGCGGAUUUAGCGUCAUACAAAAUGGCUUCUUCGCUCGGUGUUAUGUGAUGUUCAUGAACCUCGUGUUAAAGUUAAAUGAUGAUCUGAACACGCUAGGGUUACUAACGUUGUGGUGACAGACACAUCAAUAUUUCAGUUAAUAUAUUUUCAUUAAUUGAGUAACUUAGGCGUAUGGGGAUAUCUGUAAAUUGUAGUCACAAAUGUAAACUCGCUACGUGCUGAAGUUUGCAUCUUCUGUUAUGUUGAUGCUUCUGGUCAGUAUGAUCCAGUGGAUUGUCACUCUGGUAUUGUUUAGUAACUGUUUCCUCUGUGUUGCUGCUUUGAAAGUAAAGUCAUGAGCUUGAUAGGUUCUAGGAUUAAUAAGUCAUUCUGAUGUUUAAACGUGUACGUUUGUAUAUUUGGUUCUGUUUAUUUGAAUUAUUCAGGAUGGGACUCAUCCUAAGACAUACUGAGGCAAGAUGCUCCGUCUGGUGUCUCCUCGAAGGAGGUGGCGAUGCCCUUCAGCUGCUCUGCAGAGGCGAAGGUGCUCAGCUUCAGCUGAACACAAAGUGCAGGAGCGCUCCACUCAGACCCGUGUGAAUCCCCUCAACAUCCAGAUGCUCUCCAGGAACCUGCACGAACAGAUUUUUCGCUCCUCAACUGUAGAGUACUCAAGUGAGGACAUAGAGCGAAGCAUACGACAUUUGGAGAAGCAUAAACUCUGGGGAAAGGAGGCAUCACUGUUGAGUGAUGUGGAACUAAAGUUACCAAAUAUGUAUGGCAAAAACAUUGAUGAGCAUUUUUGUAAACUUGCACAAAAGCAAAGCCUGCCUUAUUUGGAGGCAGCUGGGCAGCUCCAGCGAGCACAGCUGCCUGACAUGCCCCCGCAGUGGGCUUGGGAAGUAGGCUGGGUGAGGUACUCGCAGAACGGAGAACAUAUAAAGGUGGAUUUUCCAGAGGAAAAUGCUCUGGUGUUUGAUGUGGAAGUCUGCAUGGCUGAGGGCCACUGUCCCACACUGGCAGUGGCUGUUUCUCCAAAUGCUUGGUACUCAUGGUGCAGUAAAAGGCUUAUUGAAGAGAGGUACAGCUGGUCCAGUCAGCUGACACUAGCAGACCUAAUUCCUUUGGAGACUGCAGCCAACUCCAGCAGGCCUCCUGGUGGACACUGGCAGGAGAGACUUGUAGUGGGACACAAUGUCAGCUUUGACCGAGCGCACAUUAAAGAGCAGUACCUCUUGAAGGGCUCCAAGAUGCGUUUCCUGGAUACGAUGAGCCUCCACAUGGCUAUCUCAGGACUGACAGGUUUUCAGCGAUCCCUCUGGAUGGCCAGCAGGUAUGGCAAGAGACAAGGACUGCAUGAAGUCAAGCAGCACAUGAAGAAGCUUCGGCGCCGCCCUGAGGGCCCAGUGAUUGGUUCUUGGGACUGGGUCAGCAUAAGCAGUAUAAAUAACCUAGCUGAUGUCCAUGCUCUCUAUGUUGGAGGUGAUCCUCUGGAAAAAGAGGCCAGGAAUAUUUUUGUGAAGGGCAGCAUGAGUGACAUUAGGAGCAAUUUCCAGGAGCUGAUGCAGUAUUGUGCUAUGGAUGUACUGGCUACUCAUGAGGUGUUUAUCCAACAAUUGUCCCUUUUCCUGGAAAGGUGUCCUCAUCCAGUGACCUUUGCAGGAAUGUUGGAGAUGGGUGUUUGCUACUUGCCUGUCAAUCAGAGCUGGGACCGGUAUUUGGAGGAUGCCCAGGACACAUAUGACGAGCUUCAAAGAGAGAUGAAAAAAUCUCUGAUGAUUCUUGCAGAUGAUGCCUGUCAGUUAUUGCAGGAUGACAGGUACAAGGAGGACCCUUGGCUUUGGGACUUAGAGUGGGAUGUUCAGGAGUUUAAACAGAAGAAAAUGACUGUGAGCAAGAAAAAGAAGGCAAAGCAGGAGGCUGAAAAAGCAGCAGCGGCAUCUUCAUCUGGCAACCCGGAGAAAGACUGGGAUGAGGAUCCAGGACCUCCAGAGGAAGAGGAAGGGAUGAAGGACCCCAGCAGAGAGCUUGUGGAGCGGCUAAAGGGUACAGUGAGUUGCCUGCCGAAGAGGAGACAGCACAUGCCUGCACACCCAGGCUGGUACCGGAAGCUGUGUGUGAGGAUGUCCGAGGAGGAGGACUGGUCUCCUGGAGCCAUUCUGAUCAGCCUGCAGAUGAGAGUGACACCCAAGCUGAUGGGCCUGACGUGGGAUGGUUUUCCUCUGCAUUACACAGAAAAACAUGGCUGGGGCUACCUUGUCCCAGGACGCAGAGACAACUUGGAGACCACAGAGGACACUGAAGGACCUAUAUGUCCCUACAGGGCAAUUGAGAACGUCUACAAAGAAUAUUGUGAACAGAAAGGGAAGGAACAGCCACAGUGUUUGGAUAGUCUGCCCUCAGAUGACCUUAUGCUAACUGACAGCAGUGUGUGGCAAACAGUGGAGGAGUUGAGUCGGCUUGAGGUCAUGUCUGAAGAUGAGAUAUUGCCACGGACAGUGAGAGCCAAAAAGGCUACGAGUAUAGACUUGGCUAAUGAGUGUCCCUAUCACCAUGGUAAUGGACCAUACAAUGAUGUCAACAUCCCUGGAUGUUGGUUCUUCAAGCUACCUCAUAAGGAUGGGAAUGAGAAUAACGUGGGCAGCCCCUUCUCUAAAGAUUUUCUCUCUAAAAUGGAGGAUGGAACCCUUCAGGCAGGCAGAGGAGGAACCAAUGCAGCGCGUGCACUGGAGAUCAACAAAAUGAUCUCAUUUUGGAGAAACGCCCACAAACGCAUCAGUUCUCAGAUGGUCGUCUGGCUAAGGAGGGGAGAACUUCCUCGCACUGUUAUCAGACACGAUGACUACAAUGAGGAGGGGCAAUAUGGUGCCAUUUUACCGCAGGUUGUUACUGCUGGGACAGUUACGCGCAGAGCUGUAGAGCCAACAUGGCUUACCGCCAGUAAUGCACGGCGGGAUCGUGUAGGCAGCGAACUGAAAGCUAUGGUGCAGGUGCCCCCUGGUUAUCACCUGGUGGGGUCAGACGUUGACUCGCAGGAAUUGUGGAUUGCAGCUGUGCUAGGAGAGUCUCACUUUGCUGGCAUGCAUGGUUGCACAGCGUUUGGGUGGAUGACCUUGCAGGGGAAGAAGAGUCAGGGCACGGACCUGCACAGCUGCACUGCAGAUGCUGUGGGCAUCAGCCGGGAGCAUGCUAAAGUCUUCAACUAUGGUCGCAUCUAUGGUGCUGGCCAGCCAUUUGCAGAGCGCCUACUUAUGCAGUUCAACCAUCGAUUAAGCCAAAACGAGGCAGCAAGCAAAGCACGCCAGAUGUAUGCUCUCACUAAAGGACUACGCAGGUAUCAUCCCUCAGAGGAGGGGGAAUGGUUAAUUAAGGAACUAGGUGUGGAUGUGAAGAGGGAUGAAGAUGGGACUGUGUCCAGAGAGGAGUUAGGCCGGAUUUCAAAACUGUUGCACCAGAGAUCUCGGAAUAAGAGGAAGUGGGAUAUAUUUGGACGGCGUGUGUGGAGUGGAGGUACUGAAUCUGAGAUGUUCAACAAGCUGGAGAGCAUCGCUCACUCAAAGCAGCCAGCCACCCCUGUGCUAGGCUGCAGAAUUUCCCGAGCCCUGGAGCCAGCUGCUGUCAAAGAAGAGUUCAUUACCAGCAGGGUGAACUGGGUGGUGCAGAGUUCAGCAGUCGACUACCUUCACCUGAUGCUGGUGGCCAUGAAGUGGUUGAUGGAGGAGUAUGACAUAGAUGGGCGCUUCUGUAUCAGCAUUCAUGAUGAAGUGCGCUACCUAGUAAAGAGCGAGGACCGCUUCAGAGCAGCACUCGCACUACAGAUCGCCAACCUACUUACCCGAUGUAUGUUUGCCUAUAAGCUGGGCAUGAAUGAUCUCCCUCAGUCUGUGGCUUUCUUCAGCGCUGUAGAUAUUGACCAGUGCUUACGGAAAGAGGUCGUUAUGGACUGUGUAACUCCAUCUAAUCCUACUGGAUUGGAGCGCCGAUUUGGACUAGCCCAAGGUGAAGCCUUGGAUAUCUAUCAGAUCAUUGAGAUUACUAAAGGGUCUUUGGCCAAAGGAAGAUAGUCCAAUCUCUCCAGUAGAAAGGAGGAGAAACCACUGCAAAAAGUGAACAGUUAAACACCAACAGCUUGGUGACUGAGGAUCCAAAAUGCAAAUUUCCUUUCUUUCACUGCUUUCUUCUCUUCUUCUUGGGAGCCUUACUCUCCACAGAAACUUGAGAGUCAGUCUAAGAAAAAGAAGGAUGACCGGUCAUGAUUAAGAAAAGCAAAGCUGUAUCUGAACAUGUAUCAGGCGGUUAUGUACCCAAAUUAAGUGUUAUUUCCAAGGUGUGAAUGUUUUGAGAACUAUGUUUUGAAAUUAUUACAAUAAUUCAAAUGUUUUCUUCACUUUGUAUUUCAAAACUCUUACAAGAAGAGUGUUACAGUAUCCUUUACAAGGGUUUCUUUUGUUAUUUGUUGAUAUUGAGCGUGUUCUGCAGAACUAAUAUAGACAAUGUCUAUACAUAAACUGUAUAUACAGACCCAUUCAGACACAUCUUGAUAUAGCUGCAGGAGUGGUUUUCUGUUUGUUUUGUUUUGAGAUUGAGGUCAUGGCUUGUGUGUUAUCCAAAUCAACAUCUUGGAUGGUUCCAUAUUCCCACUUUAUGAUUACCUUGUAAUAUCAGCUUAAUCAUCUAACAUUGCUUUCCAUGUACCUACUAAAUAAUAAGCCUAAAGAUUUGGAAAUGUAACCGAGCAUAAGCAAACAAACCCGCUGGCUCUCAUGCUGCUGCUCUUGUAGUGCAGCCUCCAGUGUGGCAGUAUUGAUCCGAAAGUCUCGAGAAGUGCUCAGCUUCAUAUACUGCAUCAGAUUUACCUGAAGAACACAUUGCAGCACUCUGUGUUAUUAAACAUUAUGGAGUUAUUUUUGGUAUGUAUUAUUUUCAAUAUCCAUAUUCUGCUUUUACAGUUGCUUAUUUCCUAAAAAAAAUAUCUGACUGAAAAUCUAAAGUUUACCUUUGACUU